Morus notabilis is the source of this 1395-nucleotide messenger RNA. RefSeq names its product B2 protein. Gene Ontology annotation, biological process: response to endoplasmic reticulum stress. Lineage: Eukaryota; Viridiplantae; Streptophyta; Magnoliopsida; Rosales; Moraceae. The coding region runs from base 117 to 1025 and encodes 302 amino acids. The transcript has 7 exons. The record is from RefSeq and is a predicted model, not a curated record.
CGUGUCCUCCGGGUUUCACAGCCAAGCAGCAGAUAAAGACAGAACAGAUGAAAACUUUGAAACGAUAAAACGCUGUUAAAGAGUUCCAAAAUUUCAAGUCUGUAGGUUUUCACAAGAUGGAGAGCAUGAACAGCUUUUGGCAACUUGGUGAUCAGCUUCGCGUGCAAUCGAAAGCAUCGGAGGAUCACCAGUGGUUGAUGGCGGCUUCUAAAUUAGCUGAACAGACAAGGAUUAAGGGCGAGCGCAUGAAUAACCUCGACCUUUCAAAAGGUCCAGCCGAGCCAAGGCCAAUGGACAAGUUUGGGUAUCAGGAAGAUAACAAAUGUGAAAUCCUUAACUUUAACAUGCUUAACUUGGACUCGAAAUUAACCGAAAAUGUGAACAAAGCGUCCUUCAGAAACGGCAUGUAUAAUAUGAACGCCAUGUACCAGAAGAGCAACACAAACAUUUUGGGGAAUAUGACAGGUAACAAGUAUAGCGGCAAUAACGUGAGCAACAAGGAGUUCAACAACAACAGCAACAGUAACAACAACGAAAAUGGCAACGCGAACAGUGCGAUCGAUAAAAGGUUCAAGACCUUGCCAGCAACAGAGACACUCCCACGGAAUGAGGUGCUUGGAGGUUACAUCUUCGUGUGCAACAAUGAUACAAUGCAGGAAGAUUUGAAGCGACAGUUGUUCGGUUUGCCUCCCAGAUAUAGGGAUUCAGUUCGGGCAAUAACGCCGGGUUUACCUCUGUUUCUCUACAACUAUACUACUCACCAGUUGCAUGGUAUUUUCGAGGCUGCAAGUUUUGGUGGCUCAAACAUUGACCCAACUGCCUGGGAAGAUAAGAAGUGCAAAGGCGAAUCGAGGUUUCCCGCUCAGGUAAGGAUCCGUAUUAGAAAACUCUGCAAGGCUUUGGAAGAGGAUGCAUUUCGGCCAGUCUUACAUCACUAUGAUGGUCCCAAGUUUCGCCUUGAGCUCUCAGUUCCGGAGACGUUGGAUCUAUUGGACCUAUGUGAGCAAGCUGGGUCUGCAGCAUAAGCGAUGAAAAAACGUUUGGCAAAAAAACUUGCCAACUUUGUAGGUUUUGUGGUAAAACAAAUGCCAGUUGUGUGCUUUUAUAGCAGAUUUUCCAAACAGCGCAAGCUUGAAGGGGUGAAGUCUGGUUAGAGCAAGUCUUUUUUCUUGAGUAGGUUUAAUGAGUGAUGAGCCUCGUGAAUAAUUACCUCUUUGCCGAGUCUUUGUAAGUUUGUUGUAACAUUUGAGAGUAUAUCAUUAUAGCUGUGAAACAACAGACUAUCUCAUCAAUAUGUAAAAGAGAGAUGAUAUAAUGGCUUUGUGACCCUCUGAUCGUGUUUGUAAACCAAGUCCUGGAAUAUGGUUAUCUAUAAUUUUAUGCCGUUUAUGUCAA